Molecule: messenger RNA, 794 nt
Organism: Aspergillus alliaceus
Lineage: Eukaryota; Fungi; Ascomycota; Eurotiomycetes; Eurotiales; Aspergillaceae
Exons: 2
Coding region: 87-323 (78 amino acids)
Source: RefSeq, a predicted model, not a curated record
GCACUAUACAUCAAGUGAGACAUUGCGCUAGAAAGUAAUAGGGAUAUCCACCAACCAACUAACCGGGCUCCUAACUGGAUUGAUAUAUGCUCUCAGUUGCGACAAAGACUUUAUUCCAACAUACGUGUGUAACUCCUGAUAGGAGAGAACAUCUCCAUCUAUCGAGCUACCCUAUGUUCGUGAUAUCCGCUAGAUGGGAAGACAGUUGCCCCGAAUUCUUCAAACAGCAAUCUACCUCGGGCUACCACAGUCAUACGUCCGCGAAGCUCUAUCGCUUCGUUCGAAAGAAUUCGGGAAUUUCUUUUUUAGCGGGGCUUGGUUGAGCAUCCCACUCUAUACAGGAAUGGCACAGCGAGGGCUGAAUCUGCAAAGAUCCUCGGGACGCUGACCAGCGAGAUGUACCUCACUAUCAGUGAUGAAACGCUGCAUGAAAUUGUGACGGGAUUUGCUGGAUCAGGCUCGUCGGGCUCAGAAAUUGUAGGUACUUCUAUAGGUGAUUAGUAUUGCUUGUGCUUUCGCUUUCGAUGAACCAAAACAAGCAUUGGUCUGUGUACAGAAAGCAUGUUAAGGCCCAUGUGCCCGCGGCGCUAUCAUACGGGGCCUAUUCAGCACAAGACCACCAAUCAGUGAGCGAUAUACAGACGUCAAUCUCGUAGGGAGCUCGACCCGGCAAUAUCACUUAAUUAUUUUAUAGGCAGUCCUGUAAGGAUUUUAACUCACCUCUGCAAAUAUCUCUCAGCAGUAUUGAAUGUAUGCUUAAAUCAUGCGGUCUGCUACUCACCAUUUCGAUCGGA